GGCUGCAUUAACUCUUACUACAACAAGCACCUAGACAACUCGCACAAAACCCAGUGAUGGAGGUCAGCUCCACAGAAGCCAGCAGCAGCUCCCAGGGAGGCACCGGCUGGCUGGAUCUUACCCUUGUCACCUGUACUGAAACGGUGACUUUCACUGAAGUGGUGAGAGAAGAGGAGUGGGGAUCCUUUUACUAUUCCUUUAAGACAGAGCAGCUGGUGACUCUUUGGAUUCUCUUUAUUGUCACAAUUGCUGGAAAUGCCACCGUGCUCUUCUCUACCUGGAGGAGGAAGCGGAAAUCGCGAAUGACCUACUUUGUUACCCAGCUGGCAAUCACAGAUUCAUUCACGGGACUCAUAAACAUAAUGACUGACAUAAUUUGGCGCUACACUGGAGAUUUUAUGGCUCCUGAUAUCGUUUGCAGAAUCGUUCGCUACUUCCAGGUGGUCCUUCUCUAUGCCUCGACUUACGUCCUUGUGUCACUAAGCAUAGACCGGUAUCAUGCCAUAGUUUACCCAAUGAAGUUCUUGCAAGGAGAAAGACAGGCGAAAGUGCUUAUUGGAGUGGCCUGGAGCCUCUCUUUCCUGUUUUCCAUACCAACUCUGAUUAUUUUUGGGAAACGGCAGCUCUCCAACGGAGAAGUGCAGUGCUGGGCUCUCUGGCCUGAUGACUCCUACUGGAUACCCUACAUGACAGUGGUGGCUUUCCUGGUGUAUUUCAUUCCUCUGAUCAUUAUCAGCGUCAUAUAUUCAAUCGUGAUUCGAACCAUCUGGAUGAAGAGCAAAGCUCAGGCUGUCAUCCUAUCCAGCUGUCCUGGUGGCACAACCUCUGCUGGCUGCACCAGUCGUGGGUUCAUAUCAAGGGCAAAAGUGAAAGCUAUCAAGUACAGCAUUGUAAUUAUCCUUGCAUUUGUUCUCUGUUGGAGCCCUUACUUUCUUUUUGAUAUCCUGGACAACUUCAACAUACUCCCUGAGACUAAAGAGCGCUUCUUCGCAUCCGUGAUCAUUCAGAACCUGCCAGCCUUGAACAGUGCCAUCAACCCCCUCAUCUACUGCUUCUUCAGCAACCGCCUCUGCCCCCCUUUCGAGGAAAGAAGAACUCAAAGGCUGGGAGGGACUUUCCGGGAAAGGAGUGAUGGAGGGCAGAAGUUGCAGGUCCUGUCCAAACCGGAAUACAUCUAGCACAGACGAUGCUCCGCAAAGCCACGCUGGAACCUGUACCGAAGACAACAGAGGUCCCCACAAGCCCUGUCAUCGUGAAGCAGAUGGACACUGACUGGCAAGAGCCUGCAACUUGCUGCUCUUGUGCAUCUUACAGCACAUAUAUUUUGGAUCGGCACUGCAGCUUCAGCAAUCUCACACUGCCAGUGCCAAACUCAG
Messenger RNA from Manacus vitellinus (golden-collared manakin), 1376 nucleotides. RefSeq names its product neuropeptide S receptor 1 (gene NPSR1). Gene Ontology annotation, molecular function: vasopressin receptor activity; neuropeptide receptor activity. The transcript has 9 exons. Gene Ontology annotation, biological process: positive regulation of release of sequestered calcium ion into cytosol; neuropeptide signaling pathway. The record is from RefSeq and is a predicted model, not a curated record. Gene Ontology annotation, cellular component: membrane; cytoplasm. Lineage: Eukaryota; Metazoa; Chordata; Aves; Passeriformes; Pipridae. The coding region runs from base 57 to 1178 and encodes 373 amino acids.